Messenger RNA from Clarias gariepinus (North African catfish), 1178 nucleotides. RefSeq names its product endonuclease domain-containing 1 protein-like. Gene Ontology annotation, molecular function: metal ion binding; hydrolase activity; nucleic acid binding. The record is from RefSeq and is a predicted model, not a curated record. NCBI's taxonomy places the organism in Eukaryota, Metazoa, Chordata, Actinopteri, Siluriformes, Clariidae. The coding region runs from base 27 to 875 and encodes 282 amino acids. The transcript is spliced from 2 exons.
GUUCCUCUUCUACGUCUGAUUUCAUCAUGAAGCUCCUCGCUGUAGUUCUCCUUCUGCUUCCACUCUCAGGCUGUCUGGCUGAAGUCGUGCCUGAUUUCACUGUAAACUGUUCACAAUUCUUCGUUAACCCGUUCGGAAUUGUAUCUCCUCCUACGACGUUUAUUGAUGAGAAUCAUGAUCGCUAUAAACUGAUCUGUCAAACUCUAAACAAUAAAAUUGAAUUUGCAACAUAUUAUGACAUGAAGAACAAGAUCCCUGUUUACUCAGCCUACAGGUUUGAAGGUCUGGGGAACUGUGAUGUACAGAACAGCUGGUUUAUUGAACCUCAGCUGGACUCUCCAAUGCGUGGAGGAAAGAACAUGGGACAUGAGGCCGGUGUGCGAAAUUGUGGAGCUAAUCAGGCUCUGAAUUCUGAUUAUGAUGAUGUAAAAGAAAACGAUGUGAAUAAAUAUGAUAGAGGUCACCUGGCUCCAGUUUACUGUGCCAAAACCCAGAGCUGUGCCAAUGCCACCUUCACCCUGACCAACGCUGCUCCACAGAACCCCAGGUUCACCCGCGGCUGGUGGAGGACAACAGAGAGGAACCUGGCGAAUUUCUUGAAUACACACUGCAUUAAAGCGGGCCUGCGUGCGUACGUAGUGACUGGGGUCGUGCCAGGUAACACUGACAUGAAUGGAAGAGUGCGAGUUCCCAGUCAUUACUGGACGGCGUUCUGCUGCCUGGAUAACAGGAAUAAUCACAGACACUCAGGUGGGUAUGUCGGAGAGAAUAUAGAGCAGGGUAAAGAGCCACAGCGGAUCAAAAGGCGGGAUCUUGAGAUGAGAUUACGUAAUUUGUACAGGACAGUUUUCACUCUGUUCGGUGGUGGAUGUUAGAUGCAGAACCUCAGGAAGAGUUUUAACUAAAUAAAGGUGAUGUUUUUAAAAAAUCACUAACAACAAAAGGAAAAAAAGAAGGAUUUUAGCUGAGUGAGUCGGUGCAGUACCUCCUCCUGUUUCAAACUGAGUGUGUUUAAUGUUUUCAGCAUCUGUCCUGUAUGUUUCAGAUUUAAUGUAAUCUAAUAUCAGAGUCAGACAGCAGUAAGGUGUUCCUUACAUAUUUUAAAUAUUUGAAUCAAAUCGUCUUCUGUGACUGAAUCAGAUCAAAUCCUUCAUCACUUGUCGUUAAACUGUCCUUUG